GGAAGUGGAUGUAUCAGUCCCUAAGUGUAGCACAGAAGACAAUAUCAGCAUUUAAGUGGGCUACGUAUCCUCUCAUUCGCCAGCACUCUGAACUUGUUGGCCAGAUUUCUUUCACAAGUAAUAUUGUACGCAAUCUCAUGUCACGCAUUUAAAUGUAGAAAACAAACUUUAAUUUUUUUUUACCCAAGGCCAGUUUGACAAUUGUUCAGUGUUUUUCUUAGAGUGGACUUAGAUCUAUAAUAACGAAAAUUAGAAUGCCAUUUUCAAAAGUGAAUUAUUGUUUAGUUUAAUUCGAUGGUCCAAUCUCAUUUGAAUUAUUGUUUAGUUUAAUUCGUAUAUUUACUUCUAUUAAAUCAACAAUUAAUGUUUGGAUAAAGAAUUGUCAGGCAGAAACAAAGUCAAAGAUGAGAGCAAAAAUAUUUUUUGUGUUGGUCUUGAGAGUUUAUUCCUAUGUUGCCAUGGUAACCACACAAACUAUGCCAGAAAAGGUAAAUGGAUUUACGGUCACGGCGCGAGUCGUAACAAAAGACAGAAGCAGUCCAGAGGGAGAGCACCCUAUGUGUCCUUUGGAGGUCUCCAUGGACCAAGAAAUGUGCGACACAGUAGCAGUGGGCGUGGAUCGCUCUCUAAUGCCCGAAGGAACUGUUUGCAUACAUACCACUGACAACAGUGAGGCCCCAAUCAUUGUUCGUUGUGUCCGCGGGACAUGGGAAUCAGAGAAUCAUCUAGAUCCGUCUGCUACAAGAAUUGAUUCUGACAGAGAAAAGCGAGCCCUAGGGAGUUUUCGAUUUGUCGUCCCUGCUACCAACGUAAAGUGCCUCUUUCUGUGCCAACCAGCGCCUUUCCCACAGCUUUCGGUCAGCUGCCCAAUAGUUCCUACAGAGAUCUACACAGACAAGGGCAACACGCAUGCCACCGUGACCUGGGGCAGAGUGACAAGCCAAGGCAUUCGACCUGUGGUUGCUAGAACUCAAGGCAAUGCCCCAGAAUCCUCGUUUUCUGAAGGUCAACACUGGAUUACUUACAUGGUGAAGGACACUUUUGGUCAGACACGCACGUGUAGUUUUGGAUUCAAUGUGAGAGUUCGCAGGUGUAGUGACUGGCACACCUACUAUCUCCCCAACGGUGUCAUCAGCUGUACUAACAGCAACAUUUAUGGUAGCACAUGUCGCUACAGCUGCUUCUCCGGCUACACUCUGCUAGGGUCAAACUCAUCAACUUGUGAACAGACAGGCUGGACAGAUACUAAACCUAGCUGCUCAGCCAUAUCCUGUGGUCAGCCGCCACGUGUGGUGAAUGGAAGAGUGAACUGUGGAAAUCUGGGUUACCGCGCACAGUGUCACAUCUUCUGCAACACAUCCGGGUACAUUUUGCAAGGGUCAAGUAAAGUGGAGUGCCAGGACAAUGGGCAGUGGACAUCACCGGGAGUUUGUACUGACGUGACCCCGCCAACGUUUAAAUGUACACCACAAAUGCUGGUCAACGCCGGCCCGCUGAAACAGCCAGCUCAAGUUGACUGGCCAAUGCCUGCGGCCCCCGACAACUCCAAUGGCGUCGUGUCGGUGACCAGUGACCCGGUCUCAGGGACUGUCCUGGCAGUCGGUGUUCACCAAGUGACCUUCACCUCCGUGGACAGCAGCGGCAACAAGGCCACUUGUUUUAUGAGUGUCUACGUACAAGUGGUGAAGUGUAGCUCGAGCCAGCUGGCCGAGAGGUUCUCGGAAGUUUCCUGUUCACAGGAGAAUAUCUACGGGUCCGACUGCCGUGUCAACUGUAGUGACAACUACUACCUGGAAGGUGAAGGUCAUCGCUACUGCCUGGAGAAUGGAUCGUGGAGCGGCCAGCAAGCGAAAUGCCUAGGUCUUCCGUGUCAAGAGCCUCCAGAAGUGGCCAACGGAAACUUUACUUGUGAGCAAGGCUACAAUUAUGGGGAAAUAUGUACUCUAACUUGCCAGAAAGGAUUCCUGGCCAUUCCGCCAUGGACGAUCACUUGCGACAUUAACUGGUCAACGGCUGGACAUUGCCAAGACGUAGAAAGUCCGGAUUUUCCCGAUGGAUGUCCACCGGAUAUGACGUUGAACGCCUCAAGACUAGGGGAGCUGACUCUCGCAUCCUUCCAGCUACCUCACGUGACCGACAAUUCUGGCCAGCCUUUGGACGUCAGUUCGGAGCCCCUCCCUGGCUCCGCCUUUGACUUAGGAGUGACCAACGUUACUGUCACUGCCCAAGACCCGAGCGGGAACAUGGCUACUUGUACUUUCUAUGUCAAGGUCGCAGAAAGAUCAUGUGACCCUCCGAAUUUCGACCCAAUACGUAAGUUUCUUAGAUAUAAUUGUCCGAAUGGUCAUCAGUUUGGCGCGACCUGUUCCUUGUCAUGCCCCAACGGCACAGAACUGGCAGACACCAUCACUUGUGAUGAGGCAUCCACUGGUCAAUUGCAGUGGACAACUGCUGGAAAUGCGACACCAUCAUGUCCAGAUGAAGUCUGUCCGCCAUUGCCUCACCCAGAGCACGGUUACCUGGAGUGUGAAACUGCCAUCACCAGGAAGAGAGGACCUUUAGAAAAAUGUCGUGUCAAGUGUAAUGCGGGCUACUCUCUGUUCAAGACGGCCAAAGAUUUUGUUCAGUGUUUCACUAAUAUCGGACGCUGGUCUGGGACGGUCAGCAAGUGUAUUCAGAAUAAAAACCCAGAUAAAGUUGAAGUUUACUUUAAGGCCCUCUAUAACUUUCCCAAAUGUACCAAGGACGAAGCUAAUCUGAAGAUGGGCUUGUUGGAGAAAAAUUUGUUCAAGUCCAAACUUUACGAGGUGUGUCCCAUUGGGGUCAACUGCCCAGUAACCUUGACCUCAUUUUGCCGCGUGUCAUCAGGUAUCAAAGGGCAAGCUGAGUCAGUCGCUGACUUGGAGGUCACGUUGGUCAUAGACUUAGGGGCCUUUGACGAGACCUUCCUUGGCCAGAACCUCUACAACGAACUUGAACUCAGCACACAGAACGCUGUCACCAUCGCUGAUGACGAUGGUCUGUUUGACAUUCCAGGAGCUGGCGCUCCCGUAUCUUUCACUCUGCCUCGCCUGAAUUUCAGCUGCUCUGGGGGCAGAGUGUUUACCUCGGCAACAUAUUCUUGCGUUGUAUGCGGUCCAGGCUAUCGAUACAAGAAUGAAACAUUGGAGUGUGAGGUUUGCUCAGUCGGUACAUAUCAAGAUGCACUGAUGGCUUUUACCUGCUCGAAGUGUCCAGCUGGAACCACCACUAUUAAGUCAGCUGCCACAUCAUCAGACCUGUGCAUAGAGAUUUGUUCACCUGGCAGCAUGUCGACACAGAAGACUGGGUUAGCCCCCUGCUCCCCAUGUGACGUGGGCACCUACCAGAAUGAAUCCAUGGCCAAGUCCUGCGUCGUCUGUCCGUUCGGAAUGACCACGCUCUCUAACGGCUCAGUGUCCGUAGCGGAAUGUCAGUUUUUCAACAUACGCUUGGCCAAGGACAGACCAGUAGCAGACGUGACCUUGCCAACCCUGACCUCAGGUUCCGCAACAUUUAUGAUGUGGGUGCAUCUGCCCGUUCUUAAUCCUACAAUGUCCCUGACAUUCAACCUUGACCCAAGCGUCGAUCAGACGGGAAGCGCCUACUUUACGAUUGGUCAUGUGAAAUUAUAUCUAGACCUUGAAGAAACCUCACUGAUAAGAACUUGGUAUCACGUGACUCUCAUCUUGACACAAGGGAACACAACUCUGGUUGUAGAUGGAGAGGCAAUGAACUUCACAGCAGACGAACUAGCAGACGAGACAUCGUUAGGUUUUACUGCAUCGGACACUAUCAAAUCUGUGGUCAUCACCGGUGUCCAGUUGUCCAAUUCUAUUCUGAGUUUGGAAGAAAUCACUCAAUACUCACAAUCAUGUCACAAAAGAUUGGACGAUAAUGUGCUGAUGGUCAGCAAGCCGGACAAAUCCCUUAUCACACCCAGUACCUGUGAUGACACAAAUAAUUGUGACGAUCAGACGUGUAAUCAUCAUGGUUUUUGUGUGGACGGAGCUGACCACGUGACCUGUGUCUGCGAUGACCCGUGGUACGGCAGCUUGUGCGAGAAAGUGCCAGACUACUGCAACGAAAAUCAGUGUCACAAUGAAUCGAUUUGCAUCAGCGAGACAGACCUGAAGAAAUACACAUGUCAGUGCAGUUCUGGUCGUAAAGGGACACUAUGUCAAGAACUAGCCGUGAACGGUCUGUGGAGUGAGUGGGAACCCUGGGGUGCUUGCACGGCGCCCUGUGGUCAAGGCGAGAGAACGCGUCACAGAGCAUGUGACAACCCGCCCCCUGACCCGGAAGGAGAACCCUGCACCGGCGAGGACGAAAGGAUCGAGUCUUGUGUUGGAACUCAAUGUCCAGUGCUGUAUGGUCAAUGGGGGCAGUGGUCAAACUGGACAUGUUCUGUCACCUGCGGGACCGGGCUAGAGAGUAGGACCAGGGAGUGCAUCAGUCUGUCCCCUGAAGAUGGGGGCAAGUGUCUGGGUGACGCUGACCAACAGAGACCCUGCAACCUGUCAGCAUGUCCGAUUGAUGGUCAGUUUGGCGACUGGACAACGUGGUCACCAUGCAGUACAACAUGUGGAGGUGGGGUGAUGACCAGAGAUCGGAAAUGUGACAGCCCAGCCCCGAGCCAAGGAGGACAGGACUGCAACAUGAGUGAAGCGAGAGACACCAAGUCGUGUAAUCAACAAGCGUGUCCAGUCUGUGCCAACUUGACAUUCAGCAAGCAGAUACUGAAAUGUAAAUAUAACACUAAAACUUCACUGAAAGAGUGCAGCAUUAGCUGCGGCGUGGGUCACGAGCUAGUGCCCCCAGAACCCAAACAAAUCAAGUGUGGCUUGCCUACUAACUACACUUGGAGUCAUCAAACAAAGGAUAACCCAUUGGGAAAGAUACCUAAGUGCUCAAAAGCCAAGCCUCCAUCGAAUCAGACAGUCAUCGUCAAGUACAAAUGUAUUGGCUGUCCACCUGCGACAUCAAGUCCUGCCAAAAAGAUCAUCAACUCGACCAAGAAUUCCUUGAAAACCAGCAACGUGUGUGGAAAGAAAACGCAGUGUAAUGUGAAAACAGCAUCAAGCAAACAAGGGAGAAAACGCUCAACUGAAUCUAUGUAUCUUGUGGUGACCUUAGAGUUGGAUCUGACAGAUGAGAAUAGGAAAAACAUAUCACACGACGAAGCAGAAACACUAAUUCGUGAGUUUGAAACCUCUGCGGUGAAACUUUUCAAUAGUUCCCAGGAAAUAUUUCAACUGAAGGUGAGCGACACACAAUUCAAUGGCUACAUAGAGUCUGCGGAAGCCGAGGUGAUAUGCCAUGAGGGCUCUGGCUUUUACAAUGGAAUGUGCGUUGAUUGCCCUGAGGGCACUUACUCGUUGGGCAAUGGCUCGUGUUUUCUUUGUAACAAAGGUUAUUACCAGGAGGAGCCUAGGCAGUCCCAGUGUCAACCAUGCCCUGAAGGUUUGACCACUUCCGGAAUGGGCUCAGUUUAUAAGACAGAGUGCCAGAAGAAUCCUCCAACGUAUGAGGAUAUAUUCUGGUGGGUCAGUGAUGAUGAAGAGAUUUUUGAAAACUUAGAUGGCAGACGGAACACGAAUGACAAGGUCAAGUUCAUCAGUGGAGAAGACAUGUUGCUUGUAGCCAUUGUUGUCAGCGCCACAAUAGCCGCCAUUGUAAUUAUAACCAUUAUUGCUUACAUUGCAUUAAGGAGUAAACAGCAGUUGGCUUUAUCCCAAGAUUCCCAAGCUUCGAGAAUUCAGAAUCCAUUAUUCAGCAAGAUACCAGAGCCCGCUGUUGAGAAUAUCUACACUAAAAUGUCGGAAUCAUUGUAUGACUCUCCAGGGCAGGAGAAAGAGAAGGCAUCAGAAGACGAAGCACUGCUAAAACCUGUUGCAGACGCUGAGCAAGGGGCGGUACCGGAAGCACUUGCCUCUAUAGAGUUGCUGGAUCCCUCAGAGCUGAAAGCUGUCGCGGCUGUGAAUAAAAUGUUUGAGCUGUAAUUUGGGUCAUGUUAGAAUUUAUACUGUUCGAAUAAAUUAGAAUUUAUACUUUAAGAAUUUACACUGUUAGAGCUACAUUUUUAUUGGUAUAACUAUGAUGUUGUAUGUAAUUUUAAUACAUAUAUUUGUUGUUUGCAAUGUCAUAAAUAUUUGUUACUAAUAAUAUUUACGACAUUGCAACUAUUUUUUUUUCUGCAAUUUGAAACUUAAAUAACUUUUUUAAUAAUAGUAAAAUGGAACAUGUUAAUCUAUCCCCUCGUCACGUUAGUCCUUUUUUAUAUAAGCAAACAUUUCACAUCUUUAUUAGCUAAAUCAAUACUGAUUAAUUUAAUACAAAUGUUUUCCUGGAAAUGAAAUUCUCAACAGCUGCAAAAGCAACAGAUGUAAAUACAAUGAUUGAAAAAAAAAAUGGGGCUCAUAUAUAUACAGAUGAUAACCCAUCUCAGCUUGAAACCGUCCCUCGCGAUUCAAUCUGGAGACUUCAGAAGAGAAAGAUCAAUUUUAUUUCGAUUUUUUUUUUAAAUCACUGAUCGUUAGUGUCAAUGGUGCACAUGUAUUAUGGUGUUGCCCAAUCUGGACACUAAUUGAUGAGGCUGAGACUAGUGAGCUAAAGAAAUGAAGCCUUCAAAAGAAAGCUCUGCUAGAGCAGCGGUUCUCAACCUUUUAAUUCACCAUUUUCUCUUAUUGAAAAUUUAGUCGCUGGCAAUACAUAAGCUUUAGAACAGAGGUUCUCAAACUUUUUUUUACUUGAGAACCCCUUUAUAAAGUCAUAACUUGCCCACGGACCCCCUAAGUGAAAUUUUAUUAGUGUAUUUCUGUCCGGCACAAUAUUGUUUGUAGUUGACAACAGUAAGUCUCACGAGCACAAAGUUCUACUCCAGCGGUUCUCAACUUUUUAUGCUCGGCGACCCCUUUUUUACAACCCCCCACUCUGCCGCGACCCCCCCCCCCUUCCUCCGUAUACACACACAGCAAUAGAAGAAUGGACAAAAACAAUUCAUUUUUUUCGAUGGUCUUAGGCGACCCCUGGCAAAUCAUCAAUCGACCCCCAAAGGGGUCGCGACCCACAGGUUGAGAACCCCUGUGCUAGAGAUUUGCAGACGAAAACGCAAGACUUUUCAGUCAGGCUUCACGUGCUCUUUAAUGGCGUGUUAUGAAUGAACAUUUUGUAAAAGUAUUUAUGAAUACAUUAAAAUCAUUCUCUGUAUGUCAUAUAUGUGAACUGAGUGAGUUUGGUCAUGCUUGUUACUAUUACUGUAGUCCUGAUAUACCGUCAGUUGUUUGUUUUUUUAAUUCGUGUGUGUGUGUCAUAUCUUUUUGUUUUCUGACUUUUCUGAAUUUUACUAGAAAUAAAGACAUUUGUUUCAACCAA
This is a messenger RNA of Biomphalaria glabrata, 7392 nucleotides long. Its product is annotated as sushi, von Willebrand factor type A, EGF and pentraxin domain-containing protein 1-like. The coding region runs from base 405 to 6020 and encodes 1871 amino acids. NCBI's taxonomy places the organism in Eukaryota, Metazoa, Mollusca, Gastropoda, Planorbidae. The transcript has 32 exons. The record is from RefSeq and is a predicted model, not a curated record.